CUCGGCGGCACACCUCUGAUUCCAAGAUGCUGGUUACCUCAGGCUUCGCUCGAGCCCUGCAGGAAGCGGCCCCCAGCCUGUCGAAGCGGUUCUUCGACUGUAGCAACCGCCGGAGCGGCACCAUACUGAGCCGGGUACAACCUCUUGCUUCGAAGUCCACUUCGCGAACUGCCUGUACAGUACAGACUCGAGAUGUUGGUGCCAAGUGGACCAGCUCGACUCGACGAUAUGAGCCACGGUUAAUUUGUCAGUCACGCGCCGGGUCGAAUGCACAGAAUCGCCUCGCACGCGCCUUCUCAGCGUCUGCAAUAUCAAGAGCUACACAGACCGCAAGCGAGUCUACGCAGUCUAGUACAGGCAAUGAAGAGACAGGAAACAAGAGCCAGAAACAGAAUUCAUCCUUCCCGGACACAUCAUCGAAUGUCGUUGCAUACUGGCUCCUCGGCAGCGCCGCCAGCGUUUUUGGCAUCGUCGUCUUCGGCGGGCUCACGCGGCUCACUGAAUCAGGAUUGAGCAUAACAGAAUGGAAACCUGUCACCGGCUCCCUUCCACCCAUGUCCGACGCCGACUGGGAGUCCGAGUUCGCCAAAUACCGCUCCUCUCCCGAGUUCAAGAUGCUCAAUUCGCGCAUGACGCUCGAAGAGUUCAAAAGCAUAUACUGGAUGGAAUGGAUUCACCGGCUCUGGGGAAGGUUCAUUGGCCUGUCUUUUGUCCUGCCCGCCGCAUAUUUCGUCGCCCGAAGACAGGUCUCUCGACCCAUGGCCGUUAGAUUACUCGGCAUCGCCGGACUGAUCGGCUUCCAAGGGUUUAUAGGCUGGUGGAUGGUCAAAUCAGGAUUGAAGGACGACCUGUUCUCGCCCGGAAGUCACCCCCGUGUGUCGCAGUACAGACUUACGGCGCACUUAGGGGCGGCUUUUGUGUGUUAUCUCGCGAUGCUGUGGAAUGGCUUGGACAUACUGCGCACGAACAAAGUGAUUAGGACGGCCUCCGCAGCACCGGAAAAGGCAGCGAGUAUUCUGGCCGCGCUCAGGAACCCCGCUUUGAAGCCGUUCAAGAGAUCUGUGGGAUUACUAGCCCUCCUGGUGUUUGUGACAGCUAUGUCAGGCGGUCUCGUCGCCGGGUUGGAUGCUGGCUUGAUAUAUAAUGAGUUCCCCUACAUGGGCUUAGGACUCACGCCGCCGAAAAGUGAACUGUGGGAUAAAUUCUACAGUCGCGCCGAGGACGGGAGCGAUCUGUGGUGGCGCAAUAUGCUGGAGAACCCGAGCCUGGUGCAGUUGGACCACCGCAUUCUCGCGACGACAACGUUCACGGCUGUUAUGGCGCUGUGGGCGUUCAGCAGGACCGCGGCGAUGCAGAAGGUCCUGCCUGCAGCGGCGAAGAAGGGCGUGCAUGGAGUCGUCGGGUUCGUGUGGUUACAGGUGAUUCUGGGCAUAAGCACGCUGCUGUACCUUGUCCCGACACACCUGGCGAGCGCGCAUCAGGCGGGCAGUCUGGCUCUGUUGACGUGGACGGUUGUGUUGGGGAGUCGGGUAUGGUUUCCUACGCAGGCGGCAAGGAUACUGGCGCAACGGGCGCAGGCCGGUGUUGCCAGUGCGAAGGGCCGAGCACAGGUGGAGGCGAUGAGUGGGAUGGCGAAACAAAAUCAGGCCCAGAUGGGCACUGGGACGGUGCUGGCGGCGAGUGUGAUGCCUGCUGUUGCGGCUAUGGGGUUGAUGUUCAGUGGAGAGGCCGAGAGUGGGUUGAGAGAACAGCUCCUGGCUGGAAAAAGAGAGCAGGUCGAGGCUGAGACGGUGGGCUAAUCUAAUUGAUGGCCCUGGUCGUUGUACAAUAUAUCAUGCUUGUAUAGACGCACAUGGGGCGAGCAACUGUAUAAAACAGGUCAGACCUCGAGUCCGUGGCACGGUUUGACCGGGCCGGUAGGCCCAACUCAACUCUUCUGAAGGCGCGAUGCGCAUCCGCUAUUUUGCUUUCUUGAUGAGGC
This is a messenger RNA of Exophiala xenobiotica, 1981 nucleotides long. RefSeq lists its product as uncharacterized. Gene Ontology annotation, molecular function: oxidoreductase activity, acting on NAD(P)H, heme protein as acceptor. The transcript is spliced from 2 exons. Gene Ontology annotation, cellular component: mitochondrial inner membrane. The record is from RefSeq and is a predicted model, not a curated record. The coding region runs from base 27 to 1799 and encodes 590 amino acids. Gene Ontology annotation, biological process: heme A biosynthetic process. NCBI's taxonomy places the organism in Eukaryota, Fungi, Ascomycota, Eurotiomycetes, Chaetothyriales, Herpotrichiellaceae.